Paramecium octaurelia is the source of this 120-nucleotide messenger RNA. The record is from the annotation of a GenBank genome assembly. NCBI's taxonomy places the organism in Eukaryota, Ciliophora, Oligohymenophorea, Peniculida, Parameciidae.
AUGGAUGAAAAAAAUUUCUAAUUACAUCAAUGCGUUGAUUGGGAAAGGGAACUCUCCAUUUUUAUAAAAGGUUAAUUAAAGUUCAUACAUGAAUAAUACUCCAAUAAUACUGAUGACUGA